Molecule: messenger RNA, 1110 nt
Organism: Colletes gigas
Lineage: Eukaryota; Metazoa; Arthropoda; Insecta; Hymenoptera; Colletidae
Exons: 6
Coding region: 217-1083 (288 amino acids)
Source: RefSeq, a predicted model, not a curated record
GUGACAUUCGGUUCCAAAGACGGUUUGGUGUUGAACGGGGCCCGCGUGUACGAUGACCGUACGGUCAGAUCGAUGAAAAUCAGUUUUACAGUUUCUUCCAUGUGUCAUCGAGAAAUCGUACGUUGUUAACACGGGACACGGUCGCGAGUGGUGUGACACUUUGUGAACGAGGGUACCCAGUGACCAACAACGGAGCAGCGUUUCCGCGUAUUCGAGAUGACUCGCCACCUGUGGCUAAGGGCAGCGUUUACUUUCCUCGCUGUGUCAGGUGCGAGCUGCCUGCGGGAUGUCAGCCUGGAAAUAGUUCCGGAGGCAGUGCAACGUGGUCAGAAGGCGAUGCUACGCUGCCAUUACGAUCUCCAGGGUGCUGUUCUUUACUCUGUCAAGUGGUACCGUGGCAAGCACGAGUUCUACCGUUUUACACCCCAGGACCAGCCGAACAUCAAGAUCUUCAACAUUUCCGGGAUCUACGUUGACAUUGCCAACUCGAACAAUAGUCAGGUGACGCUGCGCGACGUCGACUUUGGCCUCUCGGGUACAUUCAGUUGCGAAGUUACGGCGGACUCGCCGACUUUCACCACGGACUGUGUCUCGAAAAAUCUUACGGUAGUGUCUCUACCCGAAAGCAAGCCCAUUAUCGUAUCGGAACGUGAACGUUACAACUCAGGGGAGACUUUGAGGGCAAAUUGUAGCUUGCCACCCUCGAAGCCGCCAGCUCAUCUCUCAUUCACCCUGAACAACGUGGUGGUGGAUUCCUACACAAAACAUCAGCCGCAGCAGUCCUCGCAGCAGAAGUGGAAUCACAACGACGCUGCCGCGUCCCAUGCCGAUCACCAAGAGAAUCUUCAGUGGAUCGAGAUCAGGGUGAACCUUGAACCGUUCCAUUACUCGAACGGCCAGUUGAAUCUGCGCUGCAGCGCCCAGAUUCCCGGCAUAUAUUCGGCGAUAAGCGAAGUGCAGCUUGGGGCUGGUCUGCGUGAACCCGUGCCAGAGAGAGUGACCUCCGAGAACGGAAGCGAAGCUUCCACGGCCGCCUGUUUGACGAUGCUGAUGCUGUGUAUGCUCCAGCUGCUUCUGAGAUAGUCAUGGCACGCCUGAGGCCACGGAAAG